AAAAGGAUAUUUUAUUAAAGUUGACUGUAUAUGUGAGCGAGUGCCUAAUAAUAAUAAUGGCUUUGAUCUCGACUACGAGCGUGUUCAAUCUUGCGAGUUUUCAGCUCAAACAAACUGAAAUUCCUUUUUCAACUUUCAGCGUCAUUCGCAAGCGUUUCGGAGAUUGUUCUAACCGCAAUGCGGUGCUUCUAACAAGCAGAAAAAAUGCACCGAUUCUUCCCAAAGUCAGAGCUCAGAGUCAGAAUCUUCCUGAGUAUGUUCCGGAUUCCAAGUUUUACAAAAUUGAAGCGAUUCUCAGGCCAUGGAGAAUUCCUCAUGUUUCUUCGGCUUUGUUGAAAAUGGGAGUUCGUGGUGUCACUGUAUCUGAUGUCAAGGGGUUUGGUGCUCAGGGUGGUUCGAAAGAGAGGCAGGGAGGUUCUGAAUUUUCUGAAGACAGUUUUGUUGCCAAAGUUAAAAUGGAAAUAGUAGUGAGGAAAGACCAGGUUGAGGUGGUACUCCAGAGAAUUUUGGAGUCAGCAAGGACUGGGGAGAUUGGUGAUGGCAAAAUUUUCUUGAUACCUGUAUCUGAUGUAAUAAGAGUUCGCACAGGUGAGCGUGCGGAAAAGGCUGAGAGAAUGGCUGGUGGGAUGACUGAUAUAUCAUCUGUUUGAGCUGAGAGAUUAGCAUUUGCAAUCUGGUCCCUGGUCCUCAUACCAUUUUAUUUCUUCCUAGUGAAUUGAUUACUGUGAUGUUUGUUGUGUAUAUGUUGCGCUUUUGCUGUUAGAAACUUUAGAUAUCUGCAACAUAUAUGCACAGACAAUGUAUUUCACACAUGCUGAGUUGCUGAUAGUUAAUAAGAUUUUGUUAUAGUUUUAGGAUGAGUCAUCCUAGCUAUUAGUUAGAUCAGAAAUAAAAUGAUUACUAAGUGGAUCACUUGUACUACACCUCAUUGCCCUUAAAACAUCCACACCAGAAUUAUUUUCCUAGUUUGAAGUAUCAACUGGUUCCAUACUAUUCCUUGCUCAGAUUAAACUCUCCACCCAGGAGACUGAUGUAGCAGUCCCCACAAGAAUCUUAAUUAUGAAAAGUGUUGAAACAAAUAAAAUGAGAACAAUAUAUGAAGUAUGCGUGGAUAUGAAUUGAAAUAAUUUCAUUGAGCUAACUUUUUCUUUUUAAAAG
This is a messenger RNA of Vicia villosa (hairy vetch), 1158 nucleotides long. RefSeq names its product nitrogen regulatory protein P-II homolog. NCBI's taxonomy places the organism in Eukaryota, Viridiplantae, Streptophyta, Magnoliopsida, Fabales, Fabaceae. Gene Ontology annotation, biological process: regulation of nitrogen utilization. Gene Ontology annotation, molecular function: enzyme regulator activity; ATP binding. Gene Ontology annotation, cellular component: cytosol; chloroplast thylakoid. The transcript is spliced from 8 exons. The record is from RefSeq and is a predicted model, not a curated record. The coding region runs from base 57 to 650 and encodes 197 amino acids.